AUGCAGUCUUCUACGGGAAAUGUUUGGCCACCCAAUAAUUGUACGCCACUGUGCCCCAGGUCAGCAGGAUGCUCAUACUCUGGCAAGCAUCAUGAGUUGAUCUUAUCACUUUUCAAAUGUUCAAAUCAGGGCAAUGACAUUGAAAAAUCUGACUUCAAAAACAUUCUAGAUAAGUUUAUUAAAACAAGGUGGAUUCGUGAUGGUUGCAUCCCCGAUAAAAAUGAUCAACUCCAAUUUCCAUUAAUACACUGGGCGUGCAUUUUUGGACAAUACAAACACCUGGAGUAUCUCGUUCGUGAAAAAGGCUUUGAGCUCAAGGUAAACGUCGGAAGGAACAAGGAGGGGCCACUGUUUUCUAUGGUUCAGCAUCUAAGUAGUGGUAUGCAUCCCAAGAGCUCCAGAGAAAAGCUCGGAAAUAUGUUUGGAAAUGUUAUAGAUAUCUUCAUGAAGUACAGCCCAGAAAGCUUGUUUGAGAGAGAAUCAAGUAACGACAAUACCAUAUUGCAUUUCUGUGCCAAACGGUGUUGUGAAGAUUCGCUUUCUAGAAAAUAUUUGGAAGUUCUCUUGGUAAAGAUCAAGGAGAGUGAGAAGUUUCCACCUGAGAAAGAAGAAGAAAUAUUGUUAGCGGUAAACAAGGAAGGCGAUACUUUCCUUCAUCUUAUGGUAUCGGAUGAAAUGUCCACUGACACACUGACAUACUUUUUUGCAAAUUUCAGCGAAUUUGGUGAGAAGAUUUCUAAAGUCAGAAACAGUCUUGGUGAGACACCUCGGCAGAUUGCUGUACAGAAAAGGUCUAUAAAAAUGCUCAAGGCUCUUGGAGCACCGGAUUUGGUCAUGAACACUUUAAAAAAGGCUGUCUCCAAUAAACCAAAGAACUCUCUUGCCGCAGGUAAGGCUUCCCAACAAAACAAUAAGGAAACUCCAAUAACGGUGUCUAAACCCUCCUCGAGUUUAAAUGCCACAUCUAGCGACAAGGAGAAUCGAAACUCUAAAGCAGCUCCCAAUCAUUUGGGUUCAGUUGUUAAAGGUGCAUUAGGUGUGUCAUGUGCAGAACAACCUGAAGUGCCAAUCAUCAGUGAUAGAGAGUUACACGCAGCAGAUUUCAAAAUGAGUUCAUGUGAACCUCUGCCAUCUUCUGUGGAGAACGAUUGUAGUGCGCCAACCAAAAGACCACUCGAGCCAUUUCCUCAGCUUUAUCAUGUUUCAAAUGAAAAGAAUAUAACACCAGAAAAGCCUUCUGUUGUUCCUAAGUACAUCGUGUCAACCCCUGCCGAUUCGAUGGAUCUGGUUAAUGCUGUAACUGUUGAUGAUUUGUCUCGUGCAUCUGGUGCACUGGAAGCUGAUCCCACUCGUGGCGAGCGCAACUCUUUUGUCAGUCUUUCAAAUAGCAUUAAUAAUGUCACUCAAAAGAGGAAAGCUCCAGGAUCCAGCAGGGCUAAGGGUCCUAGAAAGAAGAGAGUGUGUACUGAUUUGUCGUCAGAUUCAGACAGCGAUUACAAAGAGGAUGCAGACUGGGUAGCCCCUGACGAUGACUCAGAUGAUAACCUUGAAUCUGCUGGGCAAGAAGACGAAGAAGAGGAUGAAGAAGAUAUGGUGGUUGAAAUCAAUAAAGAUGAUGACCUUAAACAAGGAGAAAAGGAAGGAAAGAAUCUAGUGGAAACUGAUGUAGAUUUGGAGGAAGCAGGUAAGUGAUAUCGAUAUGUUCGUUCCUCUUUUUAUGCCUUUGUUCUUUGUUUCUUUGUUUUGUUUUUUUUUUUACUUUCGCCGUGUUUUUUCACGUUGUGUACGUGAAGCACAAGAAAGGAGUAGUACGGCGACGCGAGGUGAACAUUGAUAUUCCUAUUAAGAGUCGCGUCGAUACCUGAGGUUUUUUGCUGUUGUUGUUUACUUCAAAAUUGUAUUCUCCUUUCGUUUUCCUUCCGCCCUGGAUUCUACUGUUGCUCCCCAAAUGUUAUGAUAUACAGGGCUUCUGAUACUUUGUUUAGGGAAAGAUAUCAAUUCCUUCGUGUAAAGCUACCGAAUACAGGGCGAGGCCACUCGCUUUAUCCCCUCAACCAUCGCUUAAAUGAAAACGAGCGAGAAUUUGUGCGGUAUUGCUCAAUACAUUUUAGACUGUAAUUAUGCUUACAAUGAAAACAGGACCUACCAGAGAAACAAUGAGGAAAAUUGCACUUCGAGUGAUUUGUAAAUUUACUGGAAAAGCAAAGAAGCAACGUUCUUACCACAAAGUCUUAUUGUAAGCAAGUUUCUCGAAGCUGAUUUGCGUAAAAAAUCAUUUGGGUUUUUUUAUUGUUCUGUUAUUGACUUAGCAGUAGAUAAGAUGCCAGUUUCUUGGAAGAUAAUAAAGUUCUUAUUAGUCCGCCGAAGGGUGUUCCACCUAUUCAGUUAAUAAAACGGAGCACGUUUGGGUCAAGUCUUGAAUAUUGCUCCAUAUUUACAUUUAUUUUUGUUGAUACAGGACUAAAGCAUACGCCGUUUUGCGGGAAGAACUGUAAUGUACAACACGAUAGGCUCCUUUUGGGUCUCUUGAAAUCCUCCAAUUACCGUUCCGUCGACUCCUUCAUUAAACAAGUCAAAGAGUACGUUAAUCAACUGGGAAAGUUUUCAGACGUUCGCGCCAAUGCUGACCUACCCGACCCGGUUGAUUCCUUCAAGUACCCCUUGGUGCACUGGGUCUGUGUAUUGGGCAAAUUCAAAGUGUUAGAGAAACUAGCCGCCAUGAAAGAAUUUGAUUUGGGUGUUAAAUCUGCACGCACCGGAGAAACAGGAUUGCAUCGAAUGCUUUUCUCUCUUCAUCAAGCCUUAAUUCGAAAGAAAAGCCCUAGCAAGGCAAUACUAAAAGUGUUUUCCAAGACGUUGAGAAUAUUAACCGACAGUCUGCCUAGUAUAAUAACUGUUUGUAACAAAGAGGGAGACUCGCCGUUUCACUGCUUGGCAAAGGUGAUACUCGAUAGUACGGGAGACCUGGAGAGAAUGAACACCUUCGAAGGUUAUUUUGAACAUUUAGUGAAAGAGUUAAACCAUUUGAGGAGAUCUGACAGGCUGACGUCAGAGGAUGUGCGAGACCUUCUUUUGAAAACUAACGGUAGUCGAGAAAACUUCUUGCAUAUUUUAGCCUGUCGACACGGAGUUGGUCAUCGUGUUAUAAAGAACCUACUGCGGAACAUCGAACCAGACAUUAUGGCCACCCUCCAGGCGACAGUAAAUGCAGAUGGCAAAACUCCUUCGGAUCUCGCCGAGGAUCUUUGCUCCUACGAAAUGGCGGAAAUUCUUCGCCCACGCAACCAGGAGACUUCCGCCAAAGAGGCCUGCGAUAACCCUGUAGAGGAGUCACCACCGACUCCUGAGAGAAAUGCCCCACCAGAAUUAUCAGCCAUGAACUCGCCACCAGCCACCCUUUUCCAUCCUAUGGAGAGCUCUUUGAGCACUGGUGUUCAAGUUCUAGUCAAGGAGGAGCCCCCAGAAGACGGUUUUUCGGCGGAACCUUCAAGAGAAAGCCCCGAUGAAGUUAACGACUCUUCUGGUUUUUCUGAAGUGCUGGCUGAUGUCCCAUCUCUCACUGCUACCAAAUUUGUACCUGGAAAAGUAAAGAGUAUGAUCCCUGCUUUGUCUCCGCCCGCGAUACAAGAUGUGGAUACUAGGGCUUCCUCGUCAGUCAAUGGUAGAACGGAAAACAAUAUAACAUUGGCUUCCGACCCCGACGCAAACAAUGUGUCCAAGAACAGGAACAUGGAUUCUUCUAUUUUGUCUGUAAUCAUGAGGAUGCCGGGCCUCGUGAAGUCUUUGCGCGACUCUGUGCAAACGAAGUUGACCCAGUCACAAAGAGAAUUAGCUGAUAAUAAAAACGCUUUGGCUCAAGUGCAGCGGCGAAAAAGCGAUUUAGAGGAACGUAAACGAAAGUUGUUGGAAGAACUCCAGAAGAACUGGAGAGAAGUCUCUGCUGCUGCUCAAGAGGAAGGCGCGUUGCAUGCCGGAAUUGCUGCGAGGAAAAAAGAAAUCGAGGCAUUCAAAGUCGAAUUGAAGAAGUACGACUCUAAUAGACAGUGAUGUAAAUAAGUGGAAUGAGAAUCUGUUUCUUUUUUACACGAGGAAGCUUUUAUCCUGGGUAGGGAAGAAAAGUUUCUGAGGUCUCUAAGAUGUAUGAGCGGGGAAAUUGGGAUUGGGAUUAACUGGAGUUUUAAGAUUUUAACCUCGGUAUUUGUCCGCUCGACGAAUAGCAAUUUUCCUCCGUUGUGGCUGUGCACCAAUUGCUAGUCAAGUGAUGUAGGAAAGACUCAUACCAUAGAACAUCAAAAGAGCCACUUGAAAUGUAAAAUCGAAGAGAUCAGGUUCGGAUGAUUUUGGUAAUUUUUGGCUACUUUUAAGAUUGUGAUAUUUGGACUUAAGAUUGAAAAAACAACGUUUUUAUGGGCACGUAACAAAAAAGGAAAUUUUUAAGAAUUGUAAAGGACACUUUAAAGAAGAUAAACUUAACAUGGAG
Messenger RNA from Pocillopora meandrina, 4480 nucleotides. Lineage: Eukaryota; Metazoa; Cnidaria; Anthozoa; Scleractinia; Pocilloporidae. The record is from the annotation of a GenBank genome assembly.